This is a messenger RNA of Mesorhabditis belari, 1950 nucleotides long. Lineage: Eukaryota; Metazoa; Nematoda; Chromadorea; Rhabditida; Rhabditidae. The record is from the annotation of a GenBank genome assembly.
AUGGCCCCUACUUUGCCUCAACAAAAGCAAAAGCGCAAAGAAGAAACUCGCAAGAGGAAAACGAGCAAUCAAAGCAAAGGAUCUAGCGUUGGAAGCUCUAUACGAGAAAGAGCUGAUUCGCAAACACCAAAGAAAAGGAAAAGGCAAGCCGUAAUUGAAAGUGACGACAAAGAUGAUAAAAAACUCAGGAGAACAAAAAGCAGCGACAGUGAUUCACAAUCAACAGAUAACAUUGAAAAAAUUAUUGCGAAGCGCGUCGACGAUGAUGGCAGUGUUUACUAUAUUGUCCGAUGGAAAAAUUAUCCACCAGAAGCCGAUUCGGAGGAGCCUGCAUCUAAUGUUGACGCUCCAGAAUUAAUUCGACAAUUUGAACAAGAGCAGCAAAAACUGCGGAAGCGAUCUUUUGAAAAAAACACAUCGUCUUCACAGCUACCAACAACAUCGCGUUCUGCGCGCCCAACAUCGACUUUGCGCAAUAAAGUUGUCGUUAAAAAUGUAGCUAAAACUCCUCAAAAAGGGUCAACUUCACUGCCUCGAGAAAAGUCUGCUUCUGCAAAUCCACCUUUACAAAAGAGUGCCCAAAAACACCCUUUUGAUACGGUGACAAAAUCGCCAUCAAAAUCGGAUGUUCCUAAUGUGCUCACUAGUCGAACACCUGUAGAAGAACUACCGAGCGUCCACGCGGAUAACUCCAGCAACGUGAGUAAUGUCCAGUCAAAGCCAUCAAAAAACAAAGCUCCAGUUCGGCUGACUACACCAAUGAUGUCGGUUAGAAAAGAAGCGAUAGCAAGGAGUAACAAUGGACUGUUUCUUCUUGGCAAAAAGAAAUUUGAGACGACGGCAGGGCUUCAUCCCAAAGAACGGAUGCUUCGACAAGAGCGCCGAGAAAGAGAAGUUCAGGCGAUAAGAGAGAAAAGAAUGUCCACAGAGAACGCGUUUGAUCCACAUCCAGAAGCGCCAACUCCUCAAAAAAUAUGCUCUACAUCAAUUGUGUUUGAGCAACCUACUGCUGCUUCAGCCAAACCUUUAAAAGCAAAGCUAGUCCCGCCUUCUCUACCGAAGAAGCGGGCAUCUACCAAUUCGUUGGAAUCGGACCGCUUCACAGAGUCGAUUCUACCAAUAGCUAAAAAGGAAUCUACCUCUACUACCGUUGCAUCCAUUCGACCAGGCUUGGGAAUCAGUUCCUCCGUAAAGUCAUCACUGUCAAAGGAAAAACAGUCGAAAACGAAUGAGCGAACGUCUACACCCUCGGAACCACAGGACUAUCGAAUGUUAAACGGAGAAGCGUCUACUGCCAUUUCCGUUUCUCUCACUCGACAAGAAGCCAAUUUAUCUGUUACCAAAACAAUUCGAAAGGAUGUGAAAGCUAGUGUAACCCAAUCUCUUCAAAGUGUCACCACAAGGGCCACAAAUGAUGGGGACAAUUCACAACUUAGCGAGUCGCAAAUUGAUAUUAUCAAACGCGAGAUGGAUGAGGUAAAUGCAACUCAUCGUGAAGAAGAGCACUGGAGGAGGGGAAAAGAACAGAAGCGACAAGAAAGUUUGGCUGAGCGAAUACAGGGAGCCGAAGAAAAAAAAAAGCUGGAAGCGCAAAAGAGUGCAAAGGCGUCAAAAAAAACGGAAAGGAUCUACGACCCUCGCGCUGUUUCACCAUCUAACAAUGACGAUGAAAUAUUUGAUCCACGAGCAGUCAAAAAUCACGAAGCGUCCACAAAUGUUUCAUUGCAAAGAAAGAAUCCACCUUCUCUACCAUCAUGUUUACUCGAUCGAGGCAUCAAGAUCGAGAAAAUCAUGAAACUCUUUUUCGUGAAAAAUGAGCUGGUGGGGCUGUGCAAAUACAAGAACUGUCUUGUAAUGCAAAUUGUUACCGUCGAAAAGAUUAAAGAAGUGGAUCCACAGGCUCUCCUCCGAGCAUACGAGCCAUUGUUCUGGGACACGCAGACCAACGAA